Molecule: messenger RNA, 1356 nt
Organism: Rasamsonia emersonii CBS 393.64
Lineage: Eukaryota; Fungi; Ascomycota; Eurotiomycetes; Eurotiales; Trichocomaceae
Product: Monooxygenase
Exons: 7
Coding region: 1-1356 (451 amino acids)
Molecular function (GO): FAD binding
Source: RefSeq, a predicted model, not a curated record
AUGCCGAGUACGCUGAUUACGAUUUUGCUAUACGAUUAUCAUCUCAGCGACAACAUGGCAGACAGCAAGCCCGCGAAAGACCUCCACAUCCUCAUCAUCGGAGCUGGCAUCACCGGGCUGGUGCUGGCCCAGGCGCUCAAGAAGAAUGGCAUCCGCUACACCAUCUUCGAGAAAGAAGUCAAGCUCAACUACCGGAGCAACGAAUGGACCAUGGCCAUCCACUGGGCCCUCGACCGGCUCGAGCGUCUCUUCCCCGCCGACGUCUUCGCCAAACUGGCCGACGUGUCCUGCAACCCGGCCAUCCCCAUCGACGCCGGCGGCAACUAUCCCAUCAUCCACGGCGAGACGGGCGAUCUGCUGGCGGGCGUUCCCUACGCGAAGGGGCUGCGCGUGCCGCGGAGCAGGAUGCGGGCGUUGUCGGCGGAGGGGAUAGAGGUGCAGUACGGCAAGAACCUCGUCGACGUAGCCUUCAACGAGAGCGGCGACGGCGUCAUCGCCAGCUUCAGCGACGGCACCAUCGUGGCCGGGUCGAUCCUCAUCGGCGCCGACGGUCCUCGCUCGAAGGUGCGAGAGAUUGCCAUGGGCAGCGCCGACAAGGCGCGCGUCAGCAAGUUCCCCAUCUUCCACACCAACAUGACUGUGUGCUACGGCGAUGCCGACAAGGCCCGCUACCUGCGCCAGCGUUUCCCGACCAGCUAUCUGGCGCUGAGCCAGCGGUCGUUUCACGCGUUUCAAUCGAUCUCCAGCAUGCCCGACGGCCCUGACCACCCCGAGUCAUGGGUCUUCCACCUGGCCAUGGCCUGGCUGGGCGACAACGACAACCAGCUCAGCUACAAGGAGCGGCUGGCGCUGAUAAAGGAGCGGGCGAAAGAGCUGGGCGAGCCAGCACGGUCUGCCUUUCAGUGGAUUCCCGAGGACACGCAGGUGCACAAGGCCGACAUCAGCUACUGGAUUCCGCAGCCGUGGGACAACCACGGGGGGAGAAUGACGCUGGUGGGCGAUGCGGCGCAUCCGAUGCCUCCGUAUCGCGGCCAAGGCCUGAACCACUGCAUCUGCGACAUCACCUACCUGAUCGACGCCAUCCAGCGGGUUCGCGCAGGAGACGCCAGUUUCAGCGAGGCCAUCACUGCGUACGACGAGGAGAUUGUCCCUCGUGGACGGGAGGAGGUCAAAUGCUCGGUGGAGAACGGCUUCAUGCUGCACGACUGGGAGCUGGUGCAACAGAGUCCCGUGUUUACGAAUGGCUUCCGGCCGAUGACGGGUCAUGACAAGGAGGAUGCUGCUGCUGCUGUCAGCGAGCAUGCUCAAGUUAGAAAGCAGCAGGAGGAAGAGGAUCGUAGGGUAGCUGCUCAGUAG